Molecule: messenger RNA, 501 nt
Organism: Pyrenophora tritici-repentis Pt-1C-BFP
Lineage: Eukaryota; Fungi; Ascomycota; Dothideomycetes; Pleosporales; Pleosporaceae
Biological process (GO): regulation of DNA-templated transcription
Source: RefSeq, a predicted model, not a curated record
AUGUCCCCCUCCCCCUCCACUACCCGUCUCCCCAUGAAAAUCGCCAUAAUUCUCUACCCCUCCUUCCAACUCCUCGACGUCGCCGGCCCCCUCGAUGCCCUAAACAUCCUCUCCUACACGCAUCCCCUCACCCUCUCCAUCGUCGCCGCCUCCCUAACCCCCAUCUCAACUCAAACAGCCGCCGGCACGCAGCGCGGCAGCGUGUUCGCUCAAUCCAUCGUGCCGACGCAUACGUUUGAGACAGCUCUGUGGGAUUGGGAUGUUGUGAUUGUAAAAGCCCGUCACCCAAACGUUGACUGGAUCGCCAAAGCGCGCUGGGUCGUCGACGGCAGAUACUGGACUAGUUCCGGUGUUUCAGCAGGCAUGGAUCUGACAUACGCAUGGAUAGGCUAUGUGUUUGGAGAGGACAUGGCACAAGAUAUCGCAGAUCGGAGUGAGUAUGUUAGAAACACUGAUGCGGGCGAUGACGGCGGGUUUGCCGCGAGGUGGGGUGCUGUAUAA